CACAUAGUUUACCUUCGUUACAGCAGCGAGGUUUGACAGUGUCCAUUGCAUCUUCUCACGACAGAAGUAAAGAUGCCUGUUGUUUUGCGAGCGAAAUGUAUUGUUGUCGGUGAUGCUGCUGUAGGCAAAAGUGCAGUGUGUCAGGUUUUUCACAGUGACAGUUCACAUUUCCCUAAGACAUACACCAUGACAUGUGGAGUGGAACUUCUUGUGAAAACAGUCAACAUACCUGAUAGCAAAGAUUCAGUUGAGGUCUGCAUGUAUGAUUCUGCUGGAAAGGAAAUAUUUUCAGAGUUGGUACAAAAGUUUUGGGAUCAUCCGUCAAUGGUGAUAGUUGUGUACGAUGUUACAAAUGAGACUUCAUUUUCAAGCUGUCAAAAAUGGCUUGAACGAGUACGGUGUCAAAAGCCGGAGCUCCAGCCUGUAGGAGUUUUACUCGCCAACAAGAUAGACUUGGACCAGAGGAGAGUGAUAAGCCCCAAAGCAGGAAAAGAACUGGCAGAUUCCAAUGGCUUGGAAUAUUUUGAAUGCUCAGCAAAAGAGAUGGAGAAUGUGGAUUCAGCUUUUUACUAUCUGGCCAAUGAGUACUACAAGCUGUAUCAGGAAACAGUCAACCAGAUGCAGUCUUUGGGAUGAACUGUUGUUUGUGUUCAUAAACUGAUAUCACCAUGUUUCAAAGCCGUCCAAACAACUACAAACAUGUACAUGGACUUCGCAUAAAAGGCCUUGCUUCAAUCAUCUCAAUAUGUUGUGAUUCCUUCUAACCUUUCUAUCACACAGACCUUCAUGACCAUUCAUGGCAAUGUCUCUCCUGAAAAGUUGUGAACUUCAUUGUUAAUAAAAACAUAGAAACAUGAACUCUGUCAACACAUAAGGUGAGAUAAAAUUGAAUGUAUGUUUAUUUAUUAUGAAUAAAUAUUUUAUUGGUAGUAAACAUAUUAAGAUGGUACACA
Molecule: messenger RNA, 953 nt
Organism: Liolophura sinensis
Lineage: Eukaryota; Metazoa; Mollusca; Polyplacophora; Chitonida; Chitonidae
Product: intraflagellar transport protein 27 homolog
Exons: 7
Coding region: 73-636 (187 amino acids)
Molecular function (GO): GTPase activity; GTP binding
Source: RefSeq, a predicted model, not a curated record